Molecule: messenger RNA, 1373 nt
Organism: Triticum dicoccoides
Lineage: Eukaryota; Viridiplantae; Streptophyta; Magnoliopsida; Poales; Poaceae
Exons: 1
Coding region: 609-1280 (223 amino acids)
Source: RefSeq, a predicted model, not a curated record
CUAUGCUAGUCACUGGCCGUCAAAUUUACAUUAUGCUCCUCCCUUCUGAAUCUGGUUCAGGUCUCUUGUUUGCAGCCUCUGAAUUCUAGUGUGCUUUGUGUUGUAAAACCUGAUGCAGAGAUAAAUAGACUCAUUUCCUUUUCUAUCUAGCUUUAAGAAACAAAGGCACUUCUUCGACUCACCAUAGCGUCAGCAAGAGGGGUUCUAGCUAAAGAGACGAAAUGCACCACAACCGCCAGCGCAAAAGCAAUCAGCCGUGGCUUUGGUUGUUGGAUGCAUAUAUGAAACAAUCACCAGCACCGCAAGAAACAAUGGGCUGGGCGUGCUGCUUUGGCACUAGCAGUGGACGCCAAGCGCUUGCACAAGACACUCGUGCACACACAGGCGUUACGGUUCUCAUGGCACCGUGCUGCCCCAUGCAUGCUGAAAUUACUUUCUGCUUGCUUUGGCGAUGCCAAUCUGUACUACGAUAUUAAUUUGCAUCCUAAAAAUUGCUCCCUAUAAAUGGUCAGGAGAUUGAUCACGGUCAUCGUCAAUAUCAGAUCUGUAAGACUCGAAAGAGAUUUAGUAAGAGUGUGGGCUAGAUCUAGAGAGUACAGAGUGAGAGGAUGUCGACAAGCAGUGGCAAGCCGCUCCUCGUCGUGAUCCGCCGGAGCAAGCUCUCCGUAGGAGAUGAGGGCCGCCGCAUCUGCACAGAGUUCAAGCAGGCCAAGUACCCCUUCAAGUGGAGAAGGUACAUGUGCGCUAGGUGUGGGGUGCUCCGUGAGGAGCACAACGCCUGCAAGAGCAAGCUCUCCGCAGGAGAUGGGGGCAAGCACGACACCAGAAAGAGCAAGCUCCCUGCAGGAGAUAAGGGUGAGCAAUCCACUGACAAGUACAAGCUCUCUGCAGAAGAUGAAGGUGAGCGCAGCGCCAACAAGAGUAAGAUAUCUGCAGGAGAGGAGGGCGAGCGUUUCUGCACCGAGUUCAAGCAGGCCAAGUACCCCUUCAAGUGGAGAAAGUACAUGUGUGCCAGGUGCGGGGUGCUCCGUAGCGAGCAUGGUGUCAGCAAGGCCAAGGCCAAAGUGGACGACGACACGGAGAAUAUCAAGGAGGAGGACCUGCCGCCACGCAAGAGGCUCAUUCUCAGGUUCAAACGGUCACAGGCCCUUGCUGCUGCUGCUUCUGCCACAUCCAGGGAGAAGGAGAACAAGGAGGGGGAGCUAGAGGAAGGGGAGAUCAACUGGAGCCCCGGCGCGACGAUCGCCAAGGGGAAGAGAGCCCCAAGGAGAAAGCGCUAGGAUGCACCGUGAACUGAGCAAUGCACCAAUUGAGAACUUGUUAUAUGUGAAUCUCUUUAGCUACGUGAAACAACUUGUGUACUGGUCCGACGU